AGUGUUGCCGUUGGUGAUUGGUGGAUUACAGCGCUUGCUUGCUGUUCCAGUACAUCGCAUACACAACUGUUAAUUGUCCUUAACUUGGCUUUGCUGACGAGUUCGAUUUGACAAACUUUUGCUGGAGAGUCGGCGUGACCUAAUACUUUUCUACCUGUUUCAAUUGUUCUGUACUCGAGUAAUACGCAAGUUCAUCAGAACUACUACCAAACCUUGGUAUAUAUUCUGUAGUGGGCGUGUGGGCGGGCAGGCCAGAGCAAUCCUAGGCAGCAUGGAUCAGCUACGUAGAGACCAAAUUGGUCAACGGCCAUUCCAUGAACUAACUGGUGAUAACAUAUGUCCCAACAUGGUGCGAGGAAUUGACUACAUCAGAGACCCCAGGCUUAACAAGGGUAUGGCCUUCACCCUGGAGGAGAGACAGGUUCUGGGCCUCCAUGGACUCAUCCCUCCACGUUUCAAGACACAAGAAGAGCAAGUCGACCUUUGUCGCAAGAAUGUUGAACGCUAUCAGGAACCGCUGAAUAAGUUUAUCUAUCUAGCUGGCCUUCAGGAUCGUAACGAACGCCUUUUCUAUAGACUUCUAAGUGAAAAUGUAGAGGAAUAUAUGCCAAUUGUAUACACCCCAACUGUUGGGUUAGCCUGCCAGAAGUUUGGCCUGAUCUUUCGUAGACCUCGUGGCCUUUUCAUCUCAAUUCACGAUAAGGGACAUGUUUAUGAUAUCCUGAAAAACUGGCCUGAGAGUGAUGUGAGAGCCAUUGUCGUAACUGAUGGUGAGCGUAUUCUUGGUCUUGGAGAUCUAGGUGUACAAGGAAUGGGUAUUCCAGUAGGAAAGUUAUCCUUAUAUACUGCACUUGCUGGUAUCAAGCCACACCAGUGUCUGCCCAUUGUGCUAGAUGUUGGCACUAACCGAAAGGAAUUGCUUGAGGAUGAGUUCUACAUUGGUAAUCGUCAUGAACGAGUGACUGGUGCUGCCUAUGAUGAAUUCAUUGACGAAUUCAUGCAAGCGGUAGUACAACGCUAUGGUCAGAACACCCUUAUCCAGUUUGAAGACUUUGGUAACCACAAUGCAUUCCGCUUCCUUGAAAAAUAUCGUGGCAAGUACUGCACCUUUAAUGAUGACAUUCAAGGGACAGCAUCUGUUGCAGUGGCCGGCUUGUUGUCAUCCCUUCGAAUUACUAAAACAAAGUUAUCAACCCACAAAUUCCUGUUCCAGGGUGCUGGUGAGGCUUCAAUUGGUAUUGCAAAUCUUAUUGUGAUGGCCAUGAUUGAGGAAGGCAUUCCAGAACAAGAGGCUCGAUCCAAGAUCUGGCUAGUAGACUCUCGGGGACUAAUUGUAAAAAACCGUCCUAAGGGUGGCAUCUCUGGGCACAAGGAAAUCUUUGCCCAUGAGCAUGUACCAAUGGAUGAACUUGAAGACAUCGUCAGAGAACUUAAGCCAACUGCCAUCAUUGGUGCUGCUGCAAUUGGCGGUGUGUUCACUCCACAGCUACUGCAAGAUAUGGCUUCAUUCAAUGAGCGUCCUGUCAUCUUUGCUCUGAGUAACCCAACUAGUCAGGCUGAAUGCACUGCAGAAGAUGCUUAUAAGUACACUGAUGGUCGUGCUGUAUUUGCAUCCGGCUCUCCAUUCACUUCAGUAACUAUUAAUGGUCAGACAUUCCACCCUGGCCAAGGCAAUAAUGCAUACAUCUUCCCUGGUGUUGCUUUGGGUGUUAUAUGCACUGGUAUCCAUCACAUUGAAGAUUCAAUCUUCCUUAUGGCAGCCAGGGCCCUUGCAGACUUGGUAACAGAGGAAGAUCUUGCCAAUGGACGGCUGUACCCGCCCAUAUCUGACAUUAAGCCAUGUUCAUUAAAGAUUGCUAUAUAUAUUGCUGAACAUGCUUACAAGACAGGCAUAGCUUCUGUUUACCCUCAACCAAAGGAUAUUGCAGGGUUUAUUAAGGCACAACUAUAUGAUUAUCACUAUGGGUCUGCCCUGCCCAGAGUCUACGCCUGGCCAAAGCUUUAGGCCGCAUGAUCAGUAUUGCAUCUGUGUACCCAGAACCCAAAGAUAUGAAGAAAGUUAUCAGUGAC
This is a messenger RNA of Cherax quadricarinatus, 2070 nucleotides long. NCBI's taxonomy places the organism in Eukaryota, Metazoa, Arthropoda, Malacostraca, Decapoda, Parastacidae. The record is from RefSeq and is a predicted model, not a curated record.